Messenger RNA from Boeremia exigua, 1871 nucleotides. RefSeq lists its product as uncharacterized. Bases 437 to 1771 code for a protein of 444 amino acids. NCBI's taxonomy places the organism in Eukaryota, Fungi, Ascomycota, Dothideomycetes, Pleosporales, Didymellaceae. Gene Ontology annotation, molecular function: hydrolase activity; carboxy-lyase activity. Gene Ontology annotation, biological process: secondary metabolic process. The record is from RefSeq and is a predicted model, not a curated record. Gene Ontology annotation, cellular component: cytosol; cytoplasm. The transcript is spliced from 3 exons.
ACACAAAUUUGCCAUGCAAGGUGCACUGAGGUCCGACAGGGGUGAUGCGGGGAUCCGAGCAUCUCGUAACACGGGAAGUGCGGGAUAUAAACACGUCCAACCACGAACCUCCAACAGGCAAGAGGGAUUAAUGGUCUCAUCAGGUACUUUCUUGUUAGAGGUAUGUACUUCAACAGAGCCAUGAAUUUAGCUGUGGUUUUGCUACUUGUUAGAUGUGUUAGAGUUUGGAUCUUACAAGAGUGCCGAGUGGCUGGUCAGACGUGUAGAACAGUUGAGGAGCCCUUGACCAGCGAACUCACAGUCUUUUGCAUGCUUGGUAAUUUGCAGAAUCCCCCGCAACCCCGCCGAAGAGCUUCAUUGCCGCUAGCUAUGAAGAGUUACGUCCACUCUUCCCAGCAGCAUGAGAGUCGGACAUCAUGCAACUAGGUAAACCUGCAUGCCACUAUCGCCCUUUUUUCCUGAUCAGCACAAUACUCCAGCACCACGAUUCUUGGCUGAUUCUCAAGUCUCAUUGCACUCUCGCUAUCUCACGCUCUUGCGCCACCUGCCACUGCUCCUUCCCCAUCUGUCCAGCAUGGCGUCAACAACACCAUCGACAACACCGAAUUCACAAACACCGGUAGACCGCAUAACCGCCAAUGCCGCCCGAGACAACAUCGACCUAACCACCCUCCCCUUUCACCACGAAGCUCUGGCUUCCAUCACCCAACUGCGCAACGAUGCUGUCGACACGCCUAUACCAGACUUCACCAGCGCAUCCAGAAUAGACACGCAUACACAUCCAAUCCCAGACUGGUUCCGCGUCCUUGAACUCUCCGCCGCAGGCCGCGAAACACCAUCAUGGAACGUAUCUGCGCACCUGGAUUUCAUGGCCGAGCACAGCAUAAAAAGGAGCAUUCUCAGCGUUUCCACCCCGCAGGCAAAUGCGUUCGCAUCGCCAAGCAAGUUCGAGACUGGCGCUGCAUUGAGGAAGAAGCAGACAGUCGCGCUUGCAAGGCUUUUGAACGAGUAUGUUGCCGAGGUUUGCAGGGUGUGGCCGGAGCAGUUUAGCUGGCUGGCAGUCACCGCUCUGCCGUAUGUGGAGGAGAGUGUUGUGGAAGUACAGUAUGCCUUCGAGGAGUUGGGCGCGGUUGGGGUCAGUGUUCUGACGAACGCUGAGGGUGUAUAUCCUGGUGAUACUGCUUUUUCGGCACUAUGGUCGUAUCUCGAGGAAAGAGCUCAAAGAGGUGACGGGAGGGAGGUCGUGUUCAUUCAUCCCACUGACCCAGUUAUUGCGCUCGAAGAUGGGCGUUUGAUGUCAAGCCGACCGUCGCCUCUUCGUUCUGGCCUUGGAGAAUUCUACUUCGAAACUGCCCGCGCUAUAUCCUCUAUCACUGCCUCCUCGCCUCCAUACAAUAGUACUCUGCUCAAAUACCCGCAUCUGCACUGGCGCAUCUCGCACGGCGCUGGCGCGUUCCCAGACAUCAGUGAACGUUUCCUACUUGGCUUUCCAAAAGAAUCUGAAGCGGCAAGAGAGGCAUAUAAGAAACGACUGUGGUAUGACAGCGCAGGGCCAGUGUGGCCAAGGCAGAUUAAGGGAUUGACGGAGGGCCUUGGGAUAGGCGUAGAGCAGAUGGUGUUUGGAACGGACUAUCCGUAUGGCAUCGGGUUUUGGAAUGUCAGUGAAAAUAUUAACGGGUUAGUAAAGGCAGACUUUCUCUCGGAUGAGGCGAAGGAAGGUGUGUACUGGGGGAACGCAGAGAGUUUGUGGAAGGGGAAAAUAUCAUUCUAGGACGUUGGGAAGAAGAAAGAAUUGCUUCGAACGUAACAUUCAGUACGUCUUCAAGCUAGUGGAUUAACUUUUUGUAGAAAAUACCCAUACAACUUCGAAU